AUGCAAAGCUCAAGGGCUGCCACCUCGUAUGAUGAAAUCGCACGAAAAAGAGCAGGUGAUUUAAGUAGCAAAGAAACCCCUUUUCGUUUUUUUAAUAAUUAUGUUAAGAAGACUCUUAUUCAAUUUGCUCUAGAUCAUAUAAAGCGUGAAACUAAUUCUCGUGACGCUAUCGUGUUGGAUUUGGCGAGUGGAAGGGGUGGUGAUAUGGGCAAGUGGCUUUAUUCCCAAAGUCCAGAACUAAGCUUUGCGACGGCAAAGUUACCUCGAGAGCGUUUAGUCAAGACUGUCUUUCUUGAGUGCCACGAUAUCUCUCCAGAGUGUGUUGCUGAAGCUCAGAAAAGGUACGACAAACUUGCUUCAGGAGUUGAAUGCAAGUGUACUUUUGCCGUUAGCGAUUGUUUCAGUGAGGAAUUCCUUUGUCACCAACUGCCGUCUUCAGAUCAUUAUGGUAAGUUCAAUGUGGUUUCUAUCCAAUUCGCUUUUCACUACGCAUGUGAUUCAUUAGAGCGCAUUGAUAUGCUAAUGGCAGCUAUAGCUGGUGCUUUAUCUCCUGGCGGUGUUUUUAUUGCAACAACGGUAGAUGAUGAGAUAUUGGCUGAAAGGGUCCGUGAGAAAAAAUUGGAAUACAAGGGGCUCUUUGCCCUGCAGUUUGACAAGGAACCUCAAUGGGACGGGGCUUUGCUCGCACUAGGUACGAAGUAUCGCUUCGCAUUAGAGGGCUUUGUAGACUGUGAUGAAUAUGUGGUGCCUUUAUCGUAUGUUCGAGAACGUGCAAAGCAUUACGGCAUGGAGGAAGUGGUAGAGUUUUCAAAACCUUUCCAAUCAUUUUAUGCCGAUUAUAAAAAUGAUACGAAUAAAAACAAGGGACUUUAUUUGGUUCGUGGAGAAAUGGAACUUGCCACGUUAUACCGUUCCCUAUGUUUUCACAAAAUCAGAUAG
Trypanosoma theileri is the source of this 939-nucleotide messenger RNA. RefSeq names its product putative mRNA capping methyltransferase. The coding region runs from base 1 to 939 and encodes 312 amino acids. Gene Ontology annotation, molecular function: mRNA 5'-cap (guanine-N7-)-methyltransferase activity. Lineage: Eukaryota; Euglenozoa; Kinetoplastea; Trypanosomatida; Trypanosomatidae. Gene Ontology annotation, biological process: 7-methylguanosine mRNA capping. Gene Ontology annotation, cellular component: nucleus. The transcript has a single exon. The record is from RefSeq and is a predicted model, not a curated record.